Molecule: messenger RNA, 815 nt
Organism: Orycteropus afer afer
Lineage: Eukaryota; Metazoa; Chordata; Mammalia; Tubulidentata; Orycteropodidae
Source: RefSeq, a predicted model, not a curated record
CCAAACUUGAUGUGACCCCAGCCCGGCGCGGCGGCUGCCCCUCUCACCUCCCCGCGCCCUCCCCCCACCGCCACUCCGCCCGGCACUCCCGGAGCGCACCACUCACCGCGCCCCUUCCCACUUCCCCGCCGGGGCCGGGCGCCGCUCUUGCCCUCCGCGUUCCCUUCCCCUCGUCCCCUCCUCCCUGCACCAUGAGCAACCUGAAGCCGGACGGCGAGCACAGCACCAGCUCGAGCACGGGCUCCGGCGGCACCCUAGAAGAGGAGGUCCGGACAUUGUUUGUUAGUGGCCUCCCUGUGGACAUUAAACCCAGAGAGCUCUACCUGCUCUUUCGACCAUUCAAGGGGUAUGAAGGGUCCCUGAUCAAGCUCACAUCGAGACAGCCUGUUGGUUUUGUGAUCUUUGACAGCCGGGCAGGAGCAGAAGCGGCCAAGAAUGCGUUGAACGGUAUUCGCUUUGAUCCCGAGAACCCACAGACCCUGAGGCUAGAGUUCGCCAAAGCCAACACCAAGAUGGCCAAGAACAAGCUAAUGGCAACACCAAAUCCCACCAAUGCUCACCCUGCCCUUGGAGCACACUUCAUCGCACGGGACCCCUAUGACCUUAUGGGGGCUGCUCUGAUCCCUGCAUCCCCAGAGGCCUGGGCGCCCUACCCUCUGUACACCACAGAGUUGACCCCAGCCAUCUCCCACGCUGCCAUCACCUACCCAGCUGCCACUGCUGCCGCUGCCCUACAUGCCCAGGUGCGCUGGUACCCUUCUUCUGACACCACCCAGCAAGGAUGGAAGUAUCGUCAGUUCUGUUAGUUCUUCAGU